CGACGGCGCCCCCGACGACGUAACGACACGCAGCAUCCCGCAUCUGGCGCUUCCACGAACAGACGGAUCGAUCCCCGUCGCAUUGGUCUCGAUCUCGGCCUAGGGACCACUCCCCGGGCCUCCCGUCGCCCGCGAUGCAUUUCGCACUCCCCCCACGAAAAACGUCGCAGCCUCCGCCCUACCUCCCGCGCACAUCACGAUUGCCCGGCCUGCGGAGGACGCGCCUCAAGGUCAUUGCGCUUGGCGGGCUCUUCUUCCUCGCCCUCCUAUACUUCGCCACCCGACCGAGUAGCCGAUAUGCGGCGGUGCGAGCACCAAAGGGCGACCCGCCCGUGGUGCUGGUGACGGUGUUGGAUGCGAGCAAGUAUAGCGGGGUGUAUCUGGAGACGGUGAAGCAGAAUAGGCUGAAGUAUGCCGAGAAGCACGGCUACAAAACCCUCCUCGCAAGGAUCGGCGACUACGACCUAGGCGGCUCGCCCUUCUCCUGGAUGGCCAUUUUCGCCAUGCGCGACGCGCUGACCAAAUACCCAGACUGCCACUACGUCUGGUUCCUCGAUGCGAGCAGCUUUAUCAUGAACCCGAAGCUGAAGAUAGAGGACCACGUUAUGCAGCCGGCCAAGUUGGACGAGCUGAUGAAGAAGGACUAUCCCGUGGUUCCGCCGGACAGUAUCAUUAAGACGUUCAGCCAUUUGAAAGGGCAGGACGUGGACUUUGUGAUCACGCAGGACAAGGACGGGCUGUCGUCGGCUAGCUACAUCGUGCGCAACGGCGACUGGGCGCGCUUCUUUCUCGAGACGUGGUUCAGCCCGCUUUAUCGGAGCUACGAUUUCCAGAAGGCAGAGACGCAUGCUUUGGAACACAUGGUGCAGUGGCACCCGACCAUCCUCUCCCGCAUGGCCAUCGUUGACCAGCGCCUCAUCAACUCCUACGUCAAGGGCGGCAAGGAUGAAGAGUACAAGGACGGGGAUCUGGUCAUCAGAUUCCCCGAGUGUACAGCCACCGGGCCGCAGGCGUGCGAGAAAGAGUCUCAGGUGUUUGCGCAGGCGUGGCGGAGGGUGUUUGCCAGCACAUGAUGGCUCGAACUUGGUGGAUGAUAGCUUUGGCGUCGGCAACAA
This is a messenger RNA of Chaetomium fimeti, 1115 nucleotides long. RefSeq names its product galactosyl transferase GMA12/MNN10 family-domain-containing protein. NCBI's taxonomy places the organism in Eukaryota, Fungi, Ascomycota, Sordariomycetes, Sordariales, Chaetomiaceae. Gene Ontology annotation, cellular component: Golgi membrane; mannan polymerase complex. Gene Ontology annotation, biological process: protein N-linked glycosylation. Bases 135 to 1073 code for a protein of 312 amino acids. The transcript is spliced from 3 exons. The record is from RefSeq and is a predicted model, not a curated record. Gene Ontology annotation, molecular function: alpha-1,6-mannosyltransferase activity.